Messenger RNA from Penicillium chermesinum, 3057 nucleotides. RefSeq lists its product as uncharacterized. Gene Ontology annotation, cellular component: mitotic spindle pole body; equatorial microtubule organizing center; gamma-tubulin small complex. Bases 1 to 3057 code for a protein of 1018 amino acids. The transcript is spliced from 2 exons. Gene Ontology annotation, molecular function: gamma-tubulin binding; microtubule minus-end binding. Gene Ontology annotation, biological process: microtubule nucleation; mitotic cell cycle; cytoplasmic microtubule organization. The record is from RefSeq and is a predicted model, not a curated record. NCBI's taxonomy places the organism in Eukaryota, Fungi, Ascomycota, Eurotiomycetes, Eurotiales, Aspergillaceae.
AUGUCAGUCUCGACCCGGCAGCCUGCUCGCCCACGACGAAUUGACGAUGCACUCUCGCAACUCGUCGACUCCCUAACCCCGCCGCUCCCCAUCACCGCCCUCCAAGACGAUGACCUCUCCGAUGUCGACGAAGCCCUCGCUGCCGCCGAAGAACGCCGCCAUGCUGUCCAGCUUGAACACGCCUGGCACAUCCUCGACACCCAUCCCAAUGCCCCUACCAAUCCGGCCGACGCGGCCUCCCCAGGUGGCCGCCGUGGCACUAUCUCCGACAACGUCAACAAUGCCGCCGACCUGAUCAAGCGCAAAUUGCGACGCGAGCAUGCGAGCCCCGAGCUGGCUGUCAAGUUCUCAAACUUGUACUCCAAGCUUCUGACCCAGCCCGUCCUUUCGCAAAAAUGGGGCAUUCUGUACCUCCUCUACAAGCUAUCUGGGGACUCCGAGCACGACCCCAAUGACCGCAGCCGAAGCCCGCUCAUGGAUGACGGGAACUUACACAACAUGCUUGGUCGGGGAAGGAGCGCAGGGCGCUCGGCAGGCGCACGCGCCGUGGACUCUGAGGACGACGACGGGCCUGCCGUCAGCUCGUCUGCGUCCCAGCGACCCCCGCAGGCAUCCCGAGCCGAGCGGCAGAGCACGCUGCGCGAGGAGUGGGAGGCAGAGUUAGGCGCGUACGAGAAGGAGAAAGAGCGUGUGCGCGAGGGAAAUGCGUACCAGUCUAGCUUUCACGAGGCGUCGGCUGAUCGGGACGAGGAUAGAAUGCGGCCAUCGACGGCCAAGCCGUCGUUCAAUGAAGCGCCGCCUGAUUCUGUAGAGAAUAGGCUCCUGCGAGAUCUGCCGUUCAAUCUACAGGGGCUGUCUUCCAGCCAUAUGCAUUUUGAGUCGGACUCUGCGAUCGACUUGCCGAACAACUUGCCGGUGCCGAUGAUUUCAUUGUUGAAUUCUUUGGCUGAACCGUGCCUUCUGUAUAAGGAGCUGUCUAUUUUUGUGGAGAGCUCGGAAGGUGGUCUUGUGAAUCAGAGCUUGCGGGCUGCUAUUGCGAAUGAACUGCGUUCCUACCUUGGGCUGGUUGCGACGCUUGAGGCGGAAAUUCGCCAGGCACUUGUUGCUAUUGGGGAUGCGAGUAAUAUCAAGGGCAUGAGGAAAGGAGGUGUCACUCUGAAACGGUGCAUGGUUUGGACUAGGGAUGCUACAAUGGCGCUCCGGUUGAUGAGUAUUAUUGUGGAAGAAUCGCGAGAUAAGAAGGGAGGUCAAUUGAUUUCUCUAAUCCAUGGCUACUCUUCGUCGCAUGGGGACCCGUUUGUGGGCGCAUUUGCUGAGAAGCUACUAGCUCAUGUCACGCAGCCUUUCUACGACAUGCUGUGGUCAUGGAUCUAUGAGGGCGAGUUGACAGAUCCGUACCAAGAAUUCUUCGUUGCAGAACGUCCGCCCGAGCAUUCCAAUGAAGAUCCAAGACGUUUUGCGUCAAGUGUCUGGGAAUCCAAAUACAAGCUGAGUGAAGAUAUGCUUCCAUCAAUCAUCACUCAGGAGUUUGCCAAGAAAGUCUUCCUUAUUGGCAAAUCUUUGAACUUCAUUCGAUAUGGCUGUGGUGAUUCUGCGUGGGUAGAAGCUUACUCUAAAGAAACGUCGAAAGAACUUCGAUAUGGCGAUACUGCAACCCUUGAGACCUCGAUUGACGAGGCUUACAAGACCACUAUGGAAAGACUGAUCCAUCUCAUGGACACCAAAUUCAAACUCUUCGAGCAUCUACGGGCGUUGAAGAAGUAUCUCCUCCUUGGGCAAGGGGACUUUAUCGCCCUGCUCAUGGAAUCUCUCGCCACAAACUUGGACCGGCCUGCCAACUCGCAGUAUCGACAUACUCUAACUGCACAAUUGGAACAUGCCAUUCGGGCAUCCAAUGCGCAAUAUGACCCCCCAGAUGUGCUCCGGCGGUUAGACGCACGUAUGCUUGAACUCAGUCACGGCGAGAUUGGGUGGGACUGCUUUACAUUGGAAUACAAGAUCGAUGCCCCAGUUGAUGUUGUUAUCACCCCCUACGGUUCCACUCAAUAUCUCAAAGUCUUCAACUUCCUCUGGCGAGUGAAGCGGGUCGAAUUCGCACUAACUAGCACCUGGCGACGCUGUAUGACCGGUGCACGAGGCGUGCUCGCCAAUGUGGACGAUAAGGUCGGCCCAGAUUGGAAGCGCGCCCGCUGCGUCACAGCUGAAAUGAUCCACUUUGUCUGCCAGCUGCAGUUCUACAUCCUCUUCGAGGUGAUCGAGUCCAGCUGGGAUACUCUGCAGGCGGCCAUCUCCAAGCCUGGCUGUACGCUGGACGAUCUGAUCGAGGCACACAGAGCAUAUCUUGAUGCCAUUACUCACAAGGGCCUUCUAGGCUCUGCUUCCUCACGCCACGGCAUGUCCACAUCUGCCUCCGCCCGAGGACCCGAGGAAAGCUUCCUCAGCCAGCUACACCAGAUCCUGAAGAUUAUGCUUGCAUAUAAGGAUGCCGUCGAUGGCCUCUACUCCUUCUCCGUGGCCGAAUUCACUCGCCGGCAGGAGCUCAACGCAAAAAUCGAAACACGCACUGCCCAAGGUCGCUGGGGUGUUACGGAGCGCGAUAUCCUGCCCCGCCGCGCAAAUAGCCGCGGUGGAUCAACGCCUGAUCUCAGACCUGCAAGCUCUGGUCCGGACGGCAUCGAUACUCCGCUCCCACUAUCGGCACAGGAUUUGGCAGCAGACGACCACAUGCUUACCUCUCUUCGCAGCCGCCUGCGCGAGCUCUCGGCUGAUUUCCGCUCACGACUUAAUAUCCUUCUAGGUGACCUGGCAUAUCAGCCUGACGUAGACAUGCGCUUCUUGGGUGUCGUGAUGAACUUCAAUGAUGUCUACGAGCCGGUGAAGCCGCGCCGUCGUUCUGCAGCGCCUAGUUCUAGGGACAAGGAAAAAGAGCGAGAACGAGAGCGAAGUAAAAGGAAGGCUGCUGCUGCUAGUGCCGCUGGCUCUGCCGCUACUGGAUCAGGUACUGAAGGGAGUGCUGCAAAAGAGCCGCGGAGAGAGCGAAGGGAAGCACCGGAAUAA